GUAGUGUUCAACGGACGUGUAGCCGAAACGUUAGCUGAUCAAGGACAUAACGUUACUAUGGUCCUUAUACAAGCGCUAGACGGCAGGAAUCAGAACGAAAUCGCAGUCAAGGAGAACGUAAAUUUGUACCGCGUAAAUGGAUCGAUUGGAGUUAGCAGGCAAGAAUUCGAGAACCAGCAAGCAUCCGUAAUCUUUAAGGAUUAUUCGAUAUUUGAUAGAGAAGUUUGGGAAACAAUGCGUAUUGGUACACAGCUCGCAUUCGGAUCGUGCAAAAACGUUAUCAGUAACCGAAAAUUCCUUACCUGGCUCAAGGACCAACACUUUGAUCUGGCAUUUGUGCACGUUUACCAGACUUGUCCAAUAGGACUCGUUGAAAUCGGUCGUAUUCCAACAUGGAUAUGGCUAAAUAGGUAA
Molecule: messenger RNA, 414 nt
Organism: Strongylus vulgaris
Lineage: Eukaryota; Metazoa; Nematoda; Chromadorea; Rhabditida; Strongylidae
Source: the annotation of a GenBank genome assembly